This is a messenger RNA of Rotaria sp. Silwood2, 1074 nucleotides long. Lineage: Eukaryota; Metazoa; Rotifera; Eurotatoria; Philodinida; Philodinidae. The record is from the annotation of a GenBank genome assembly.
AUGUCGAAGCGAACACAUAUUCGUCAACGAAAAUAUAGUGAUGACGAAGAUGAUAGUCAACCAGCUAAUGAAGAUAGCAAUGAACAAAAUUCAAAUGAUGGAGCUGAUAGUGGAACAUUAAUGGAAGAUCUUAAAUUAAUUCAAAAGCUUCGUCAACGUAAAAAAGGUCUUUCUGCAGAAGAACUUGCUCUUGGCAAACAAACAAAUCCAUUAAGUAGUUCAAGAAAAAUUGAUCCAAAUGAUCCAUUUAAAUUAAAAUCUGGUGGUCUUCUUGAAGUGAAUACAAUUAAACAACAACAACAGCAACGUGCACGUUCAUCAAAAGAUAUAAGUACAAUCAAUGAUAAUUUUGCUCGAGAAACAAAUACACGUGAUGAAGAUACUGAAAUGCAACGUUAUAUUGAAGAACAACUUGCUAAAAUCCAAAAAUCGUCAUCAUCAUCAACAACAUCAUCAAAUUUGUCAACUAAUGAUGAAUUACAAGCUGUUUUUUCGACAUUAAAAAAGCCUGAAGACACUUUAUUCCAUGUUAGUAAACACUUAAUUACAGAUCAUUCAGCACAAGCAUCGGAAGAAAUGCUUUCAGAACAAAUGUUAAGUGGAAUACCGGAAGUUGAUAUUGGUGUUGAAGAAAAAAUUCGUAAUAUUGAAGAAACAGAUAAAGCUAAACGAAAACUAUUACAAACAUUAUGCGAAAAAAAAGGUGCAGAAAAGAAAAUAUCAACAAUUAUUUCACAAUCAACAGCACCAAUUAGUUUAUUAGCUAGUACAACUGUUGUACCAUCAACACCAACAAAAACAGCUUCAAUUAGUUUUGUACAACAUAAACGAUUUAAUACGGAUGGAAUGGACAUUUUACAUUCCAAACGAUUAAAACAAAAUCAAAUAAAAGAUAUUGUCAAACCACAACCAGUUGUUGGAAAUAAAGAAAAACAUCCAACUUUAUUAAGAGAUCCCAGACCAAGCUCAGUACCAGAAAAGCCUUUAUCUGAAACGGCUACCGAUGAUCUUGUAUUCGAUCAAUUUCGUAAGAAUCUGCAUGGUUCAAGAAAUUGGAAAAUUCGUCAUGCUUAA